AUGAGCAGCCGGUCAGCACCAGUCUCGCCUGCAACGCCCGAGACACCGUUCUACCCCUUUGCAAAUGCCAAAGGACUUUUGACGGUCAUUCGUGAUGAGCACUUGGACGUGCAGGCAGAGGCAGAGUUUCUGGCAGAUUUUGAAGACGAUGAUACCGUAGAUUCAAGAUCAAUACCACCGUCUCGGAGAUCUGUAGACACUCGUUCAGAGGCCCGCUCCGUCAUAAGCCAGGAAAUCUGGCUUGAAGACCAGACAAGUGGCGGGGCGUCAUCGACAUUUGCAAGAGACGCAAUGAUCACCGGUUGGACCUGCGUGGGAGAUCAGAAAGCUGGUGCCUACAUCGUAUACGACUGCGCUAUAACCACCAAAGAGGGAAAUACCUUUCACAUUCUGAGGCGAUACAAUGACUUUGUCCGACUCCGGCAUAGCCUCAUGAGGACGUUACAGUCAAAUGAACGAUCCUACGUCCCAAAACUGCCGCCAAAGUCGCCUCUGGCUCGCUAUCGCUCAGUCUUCCUUGACAAGCGAAGACGGGCUCUCCAGCACUGGUUCAGGACCGUCUUGCUUCAUCCUGACAUUGGAUCCUCCCAAGCCCUUCGCCAAUGGGUGAUGGAGUAA
Messenger RNA from Serendipita indica DSM 11827, 618 nucleotides. The record is from the annotation of a GenBank genome assembly. NCBI's taxonomy places the organism in Eukaryota, Fungi, Basidiomycota, Agaricomycetes, Sebacinales, Serendipitaceae.